Theobroma umbraticum is the source of this 4119-nucleotide messenger RNA. Its product is annotated as protein CLAVATA3 INSENSITIVE RECEPTOR KINASE 6-like. NCBI's taxonomy places the organism in Eukaryota, Viridiplantae, Streptophyta, Magnoliopsida, Malvales, Malvaceae. Gene Ontology annotation, molecular function: protein binding; ATP binding; protein kinase activity. Gene Ontology annotation, biological process: protein phosphorylation. The record is from RefSeq and is a predicted model, not a curated record.
AUCAAACAAGCUUUGUACAAUGAAAUCUACUUUUCUAACUCCAACUAUCUAAAAUGUUUUUGGGAGUUUUACAAAGAUAAGGGUCCAGAAUUUGAAUUUACACUAGUGAUAUUAAUUUAUCUGCUGCUGCAAUUGUAAAAUGUGGCUGUAGUUUAGUGGUAAGAAUUCUACGUUGUGGCCGUAGAGACCUGGGCUCGAAUCCCAGCAGCCACACACAAUCUGUGGGUUUUUCAUUUUUCAGUGGCUGCAUGCUGACUGACCACUGCUCUGCCUCUGCCACUGCUGCUCUUGUGGUAUCUUUGUCUCCACAAUCUCCGAUACCUUUUUUUCUUUAAUGAGAAAAAUGAUGCAUUCCACUAUCCUGUCGGCUUUUCAAGAAGUGAAAUUUCAGCGUCAUAAAUGCCAAAUUCCCUAACAUUACAACUUAAGAGAUAUGCUAGACAAGCUUUUCUCUCUUAACUUUCGAUCACUCUCCAUGGAAUCAGACAUUAUUUCGAGAUUUUGCUUAAUAAGUUGUGCAGUGGAUUGAUUCCUUAGCAUUCUUUGUUUAUUUAUUAGGCAUAGCUUGUCAACCACUACUUUAUCUGCAGUUGUUGCUCAGGAUUAAUCUAGGAAUAUAUUCUUCUCUUUUCUGCACUUGUAACUAUCAAUUUCACAUUUAGUUGGGGCAUAUAUCUAAGUAGCAAGUGCCUGCUGUUGCUAGCCUCUGCCUCCUCCGUUUAUGCAUCGUUUAAAAUUGCACUUCGUCUUUUGUAGCUACACCUCGAUGGGAAUCAGGAGAGGGAAUUCUGUUUUAUUAUGUUCUGUGGCCUUAUUCUGCGUGUGGAAUUCUGCAUCUGCAUCUCCAUUGGUUGCACCAAAUGGCGUCGGCUAUGAAGUGCUAGCUUUAAUUGGCAUAAAAAAGCUCCUGGUUGAUCCUCAUGGGGUUCUAAACAAUUGGGAUGACUCCUCUCCAGAUCCAUGCAGCUGGAAUAUGGUCACUUGCUCUCCUGAUGGUCUAGUUGUUGGCCUAGGAGCUCCAAGCCUGGAUUUAUCUGGUACUCUUUCACCUACCAUUGGGAACUUGACAAAUAUCCAAACGGUUCUUCUACAGAACAACAAUAUAUCAGGAGAUAUACCCUCUGAGAUAGGGACCCUUUCUAAGCUUGAGACUCUCGACCUCUCCCACAAUAACUUUGCUGGUCAAAUUCCCAGCACCCUGUCUCAUUUAAAAAGCCUCCAAUACCUGAAGCUGGCUAAUAAUAGUCUAUCUGGAGAAAUUCCUGCUUCCUUGGCUAAUUUGACACAGCUUCAAUUGUUAGACUUAUCCUUCAAUAAUUUGAGUGGUCAUGUGCCCACAUUCCCUGCCAAAGUAUUUAGAAUUGAAGGAAACCCUUACAUUUGCACCGAUGGAGCUGAGCAAGUAGGAUGUGGAGAGAUGGAAACAGGAUCUUUGCCCAGCAGCAGCAGCAGCAGCAGCGAGGCCAAACUGAAUUACCCUUCGGGAAUUUUUCAUGUAAUAAUAAUAUUGGUUUCUUAUUCUCUUGAUGUCAUACUCCACCAUUAUUUGUCUUGUUUCAUGAUCUCAUCUAUCAUUAAAGCAGAUAAAACUGCAUCCAGUUGUAAAAGAUCUAAUGGAAGCAUUUUGUUUUCACAGUUAGAUCAGAAUUGCAACCCCCUUGAACCCAAUGCUACAACUUAUGAUCGAACUAAAUUGAAGAAGACCGUUAAGUCAGGACCAGACUUUGGCUUAAAUUCAGACAGUGAUUUCAGUUGCAUAAAACAACAACAAUCCUACUUAAGCAUUACUUCACUUUGGAUCUCUGCUUACAAACCUUCUACCAGCUCCUUACCUGCUUCCUUGGUUCCCUCCAUACAAAAGAAGCUGGUUAGCUUUCUUGGAGCUGCAACUGAGACAAUGGAAUUCAGGAAAGAGAAGUUUGUUUUGUGUUGUGUAGCCCUGCUCUGCUUGUGGACUUCUGCAUGUGGAUUGCUUUCAGCAAAAGGUGUCAACUUUGAAGUGCAAGCUUUAAUGGGCAUAAAAAAUUUUCUGGUUGAUCCUCAUGGGGUUCUUGACAAUUGGGAUGAGGCUGCUGUUGAUCCAUGUAGCUGGAGUAUGGUCACUUGCACUCCUGAUGGUCUAGUCGUUGGCCUAGGAGCUCCAAGCCAGAAUUUGUCUGGUACUCUUGCACCGACCAUUGGAAACUUGACAAAUCUCCAGCAUGUGCUCCUUCAGGAUAACAAUAUAUCAGGACAUAUACCCUCCGAAUUAGGGAAGCUUCCCAAGCUUAACACACUUGAUCUUUCUUGCAACUCCUUCUCAGGUCAAAUUCCCAGCAGUCUGUCCCAUGUAAAAGGCCUCCAAUACCUGAGGCUGAAUAAUAACAGCCUCUCAGGACCAGUACCUCCCUCCUUGGCAAACAUGACUCAGCUUACUUUCCUGGACUUGUCUUUCAAUAAUUUGAGUGGUCCUAUGCCGUGGUUCUAUGCAAAAACAUUCAACAUUGUCGGAAACCCAUUGAUCUGUGCCACAGGGAAGGAGCAAGACUGCUCCAGAACAAGACCAAUGCCAAUGUCUUUUUCCUUAAAUAAUUCACAAAGCUCACAACCUUCUGGAAGACCCAAAAGCCACCAAAUUGUUUUAGCCUUUGGCUCAAGCCUAGGCUGCAUCUGUCUGCUUAUUCUUGGAUUUGGUUUACUUCUUUGGUGCAGGCAAAGACACAAGCAGCAAAUAUUCUUUGAUGUUAAUGAACAACAUCGGGAAGAAGUUUGCCUUGGAAACUUGAAGAGGUUCCCUUUCAAGGAACUUCAGGUAGCAACUAACAACUUCAGCAGCAAGAACUUGGUUGGUAAAGGAGGUUUUGGAAACGUAUAUAAAGGGUAUCUCCAGGAUGGAACCGCAGUAGCUGUGAAAAGGCUUAAAGAUGGAAAUGCCAUUGGAGGCGAAAUCCAAUUUCAGACUGAAGUCGAGAUGAUAAGCCUAGCAGUUCACCGCAACCUCCUUCGGCUCUAUGGAUUUUGCAUGACACCGACAGAGAGACUUUUGGUUUAUCCCUACAUGUCCAAUGGUAGUGUUGCUUCUCGACUCAAAGCCAAACCAGCCUUGGAUUGGGGAACAAGGAAACGAAUUGCUUUAGGAGCAGCUAGGGGAUUAUUGUACUUGCACGAGCAGUGUGACCCAAAGAUAAUUCAUAGGGAUGUUAAGGCUGCAAAUAUACUUCUUGAUGAUUACUGUGAGGCCAUUGUUGGAGAUUUUGGAUUGGCAAAGUUGCUGGAUCACCGGGAUUCCCAUGUGACAACAGCUGUGAGAGGCACCGUGGGACACAUAGCCCCGGAAUAUCUAUCAACUGGCCAGUCCUCUGAGAAAACAGAUGUUUUUGGGUUUGGUAUCCUUCUACUUGAGCUGAUCUCUGGACUGAGAGCUCUCGAAUUCGGGAAGACAGCUAACCAGAAAGGAGCCAUGCUUGACUGGGUAAGAAAAAUUCACCUAGAAAAGAAACUUGAGAUGUUAGUUGACAAGGACCUGAAAAACAAUUAUGAUAGGAUUGAGCUAGAAGAAAUGGUUCAAGUGGCUCUUCUAUGCACUCAAUACCUUCCAAGUCACAGACCCAAGAUGUCAGAAGUAGUUCGCAUGCUAGAAGGUGAUGGCCUUGCCGAGAAGUGGGAAGCAUCCCAGAGAGCUGAAGCAACCAGGUCCAGAGCCAAUGAAUUCUCCUCUUCAGAGAGAUACUCUGAUCUUACCGAUGACUCUUCCUUGCUGGUUCAAGCAAUGGAGCUCUCUGGACCAAGAUGACAUGCACCUCUGAGAGAGGGGAGAGAAUCAUAAAUUGUUUAAAAGAAGAAACCUCAAAUGCAUCUUAGGACAGGAAUGUGUUUAAAUGAACGUGUUGUAUAGUAUUAUAAUACUGAAAACUCUAAAUCUGUCUCAUUUCUGAUUGUACAGAUUUGGAUUUUAAAAAAAACUGACUUUUAGGUUGAGUGUUACAUUUCCUGCUACUGGUGAGUGAAGAAUUUUCUGGAGAUGUUUUACUGUGAGUCACUUGUAAUAAAUAUGCUUCCAAAAUGAAUUUUAUUUGCUCUCUAAAAUUUAAUGCCACAACUGUCAGGCAGUUUCAAGGGCUAUCAGUGGCAUUUAUCACU